GUUAAGUAUAUUUCGACCCGGUUUAUUCUGUUGCGUGCGUUCCCUAUACUAGCCCUAAGUUCAGCCGGCAAAGGUUGCGUUAACGUUUGUGAUUGGUUUCCGACGUGGCCAUUUGAUUUAACGGGAACGAACGCAGUCCAGUUUUACCAACAUUCCAUUUCGGUUAACUUCGGUGUUUAACAAGGCCGAUCAAAACAAAACAAAAUGGCGUUUCAAAGGACUGUGUGUGGUGUUGGUAAAAAUUUGCGACCUAUUUUAUUGUCAGCAAAUCACUCUCCCGUUGCAUCAUAUCAUAAAAAUGUGAUUGAUCAUUAUGAGAAUCCAAGGAAUGUUGGAUCCCUUGAUAAGAGUGACAAGAAUGUUGGAACUGGACUUGUUGGGGCGCCAGCCUGUGGGGACGUAAUGAAGCUUCAGAUUAAAGUUGAUGACGAUGGUAAAAUUGUUGAAGCCAAGUUCAAAACAUUUGGGUGUGGCUCAGCUAUUGCCUCAAGUUCUCUUGCUACUGAAUGGGUGAAAGGAAAGUCGAUGGAGGAAGCUAUUAAAAUCAAGAACACGGACAUUGCAAAGGAACUCUCACUUCCACCGGUUAAACUUCACUGCUCCAUGCUUGCGGAAGAUGCUAUCAAGGCUGCUCUUAAUGACUAUAAACUGAAGAACAACAUUGGUGAUCCACCACAAGGAGAGAAAGUGGCAGGGAGAAACUGACAGACUCUUCCUUGGGAUUGUACGUGUUGAAUUGAGUUUUUGUCAGUGUUAACGUAUAAUGGUGGUUUGUAGCUGACAGCUAGAACAAAUGCUCUCCACGUCUUUUGUCCAAAUUGUUAAAUUGAUUUGAUGUUUGUUGUUUUGAGAAUGAAGAGUUUAGUGUUAAUUUUGUAUUUAAAAAAAUUGUGUUGGCAUAGGUUGGAAUUUUGUGUGUUGUUUAAGUGUGACAAAAAUAAGCCAAGCGAAUCAUCAUCAUUUUUAAUGUACUUUUCCAAAUAAAUGCAGAUGUGGACUUUUGUUCCUGAGCAACUUUAACAAGAACAUUUGGUUGAAUUUAAUUAAAAAGAAUUGUGUGUUUAACCAAUACGUCGUAUGUGUAUAUAUUAAUUAUGAUAAUAAUACUCUAGAACAUAAUUUUUAUGUUAAGAACUUAACUGGAGAUUUACUUUGAAUAGGCAGUAUUCAUUAACCUGUGAAAUAUAAUAUGAUGUUAAAUCUGUAAUAAUGUUUUGGUAUAUAUCAGUUUUAAUUUUAUAAUUAUCUAUGACAUUGGGUUUUCGACUGUACAACUUCAGAUGCAUUUGUAGGGGGAGGGUUUUGGCAUAAACCUAUUUGGGUCCGAAAUCAUCUCAUAUGGGACAUGUGGAAAAAUUAAUCUUAAAAAGUUACAUUUGUAUUUACAAGAAUAGAAUAAUGAUUACAUAUGUUUAGAAUACCCCUCUCCCCUUCCCCAUCUAUUCAAUAAUAUUUAUUUUAGUUUAAAAAAAGUUAACAUGGAAUUCACUAGGAAACGAUAGUGACUGCAUUUAUGAACCUAUAGUGCAAUUUCCAUACCAAUAACGGGACAAUAUUUCAAAAUGUUAGGUAACUGGAAGUCAGUUCACGUGAGUUUUACUUGGGUAACUGAUUGUUCGGUUACGUGAAUAUAGUUCUCGUAACCGAUGAGUUAGGCCUACCUAAUCCUAAAACACUUGAACUAUGGUUCUGUGCUACAUUGGUAGUUCAAAUGUAUAACAUAAACUUAUUUUUACUUUCAUUACUGAUAUAUGGUACUUUUAAUUUUAGAAUGUAAUUGUGCACCAUAUAACUGAUUGGCAGUUCUUAUGAUUUUAAAGUUGCGUAACAGACACGCGAACAGAACAGUGGUUCUCGUGAAAUAUUUUGCCCUGCAAUAAUGUUCUGGUUCAUGUACAUACAUCAUGUUUUUUUAAAAUCUGUUUCUUCCAGGCCAUUCUUAAAAGAAAUAGUUUAUUGUAACUUGACAUAGUAUUGUAGCAAUGGCUACAAAGAGACUGGCAACUUCAAACUAUCAACAUCCCUGGCCAUAACUGAGGGUGUUCAUUAUCUUUAAAAGUAAAAGGCUCUUUGGCAUAAUUAGGCAGCUAUAUCUACUGUGUAGAGACUAUAUAUUAAUUUACUUGUAAGCAUAAAAACUAGAUGCUGGUGGUGGCAGCAGCAGAAACCACUGAAAAUCAUAGCCUUACACUCACUAAUGAACACUAAUAAUAAUAAAAGUUGUGAAACUACAAUUAACUUUUGUUUUACAACUGUCAAACAGUGAGAGCCUCUUUUAAACUAGUAGCCAGGGCUAAAUAAGCUUGGAGACGUCUGAGCAUAUGGCCCAGUUCCCUGUAUUAACACUGGAAGCCAUUUUUCCCUGCUUUGAUUUGUUUUGUGGGUUUUUUAAAGUAAAAAAAAAAAAAAAUUACAACUGAAAAAACAAUAGAACUUUUUUUAAUGAACAGGACAUACAAUUGUUUUUAAAGAUUCGCCCCAUCUUUAUAAAAAGGGUAUUUACAACUGCUAACUCAUAAAUGUUAUAAUAUCCAUUUGUUUUUUUGUGUAGGUUUUGUGGUGUUAGAAUUUAAUAACCAGUAGUAGUAGUCAUUGUGUUUAGAUAAUGCUGUUGAUUUUGUUGAAUAUAUAUUAAUGUUGGUGGCAUAGUGAGUUCACCAUUGAUUUCACUUGCAUGUGAAACUAUCAACCACUUUACAUAUCGGACCAAAAUGUUUUUUUACAGAGCUCAUAUAAUCGGGGGACAUUCGCCUGAUUGGAUUCUUCCCCAUCUCAGUCAGUUCCCCACAAACUGGUAUAUAAGGCCCAUGGUAUGUACUGUCCUGUCUUUUUGAGGAAAAGUAAUUACUUGGGCAGUUUCCUCUGAAGACUGUGUCAGAAUGAACAAAAAUUGACACCUCAAAAGCUAAUGAUUGAUUAAUCAGUGUGCUCUAAUAAUGUUGUUAAACUUUUAAGUUUAAUCAGGAAUUAGGCUGUAGCUCAGUGGCAGUGCUCUCUGUAAUCCUAUGUGGACCUAUAGGGAUUUCCCUUCCAAACUGGUAUCCUACAACUCGUACAUUAAAGGCUUCGGCAUGUGCUGUGAUAUUGGAAAAUGCAUAUAAAAGAUAUCGAGCUGCUAUUCAGUAGUGGAGGAGCUGGCGAAAGUUGACACCUGCAUCUAUGACGGCUUGUUCUGAAUGUGCACAUUAAAACCUAUGACCUGACCGGACCUAUUCGGUAGGAGUGGCAGAAGUGGGUUUUGUUUCUCUUUAAACCACAUGUUUAAAUAAUGUGUGAAGUUGGCACUGGAUUGGGGGAGGCUGCCUAGUUACCAUUUGCCCUUUGGCACCAAACACUCACUAUGCCACUGUUUACUGUAUGUUAUUAUUAUGUUGUUUUAAAAUGUGAAGCGCACAAAAAGAGUGUAUUUAUACACACAAUGUUACGUGUAAAUAUAGUACAAUACUUAAAAUGCAAUUUAUUACCAAAGACUGCCUUGUACAACACAUGUAUACCAUUAAUGAUUUAUAAUUAAAAGUAGUAUAGUUUUCCAGUUACAGUUAAGGAUUCUCUCAAAACUGAAUGAUACUUUUAAAAAAAUGCAUUUAAUUGGGUGUGAAGAUGUUAUAUCAUGUUUGGUUUUUUUUAAUUAUAUUUUGGCGUCCAAAUAUUGAUGCCAUUUAUUAAUCUAAUAUUAAAGAUGCAAUUUUGUCUGUUUUGGCAUCAUUCAGUUUUUGGGAUAAUCUCUUAUAAAUCAAAUUUGUUUGGGUCAUUUGUUAAAAUAAAAUCAUUUAAGUUAAUGAUCAGUAUAAGGGUACAUUGUAGAUUACACUUUUUACCCCAAUGCAUGCUCCUACUCUCAGAAUUCAUAAAAAUCUGUUGCAUAAUGGAUCUGCAACAGGAUUUUAUCAUUAUCAGGUAGAGCUGGGCAGUAUUGAAAUUUUAGGUUCUGUAUCAAGUAUUUUUGGGGUGAUUUACCUCAGUAUUGAUAUGAUAUUCGGUAUUGACACAAUACCAAUACCAAUAUCGAGCAGUAUUUUAGGUAUACUCUGCUUUAAAUGCAUGCCUGAGUUGAGGCUUACCCGCUAAUUUCAUCUAAAUAAAACUAAAUUCCAUACACAAGGCUCUUGUCUGAUUUAUACACAAUUCAUUUUGCAUUCGUUAGAUAUAUUGUUAGUGCUUUGCUAAAUCAUGGCGGGAAGUAUUUCUCAAUAACAAAACUUCAGUAUUUUUAAAUUUGCUCGGUACAGAAAAUCAAUAUUGACAUGAUACCUAUACCGAACAGUAUAUAUGGUAUACUGUCCAGCUCUAUUAUCCGGUAUUUACUUUAUUAUUAUUUGUUUAAAAUGGCUGUCGUAAGAUUACCUGAAUUUCGAGGGAUGCACUCAUAAUUGGGGAAAUAGAAAUAAUAAUAAUUUCUGAUAAAUUAUUAUUGGAUGAUUUGGCAUUUACAAAUAAAUGAUCUUGUUGGUACAAUGUACUAAAUAUCACAUCAUCACAAUUUGGCAAAAACUAAAAAUGAUGUUAUAUACUUUAAAGAGUUCGCAUUUAUGCCUCUCUGUUUUUAUUAUUAAAUUUUGUAAUAAAACGGGUUUUUUAAAUACAGUUCAUUACAUUUCAGUUCAUUUUUUUUUAUCAGAGUAAAUAGAACAUGUUUUUGAAGAUUGUUUGUGAACAGGAAUACAAUACAAAGUUAUAACAAUACUCGGAGCAGUGUAUAAAGUGGUUUACAUUGUUUCUAUAUAUACACGUGCAUGUAUGGAUAUUGAAAAUAAAAGGCUUUUUAAAAAAAAAAAUAGCUAUGUUUACAAAAACCAAACUAAUUCCAAUGAAGACAUUCUCCCUCCAAACUGUUCAGUUGUGUUAAUAGGCAAGAUAGAUAUUUGGAAAUGUUUUGUUAUUAGAAAUCUGUGAAAAUAGGUCAGUAAAUUAUGAGUAAUCGAGUUCCAGGGCUUUACCUAGCAAUACCAAUAAGAAAAGGUGUUCUUUUGUGCAGCUGGAAAAGAUACUGAUUCUUACCUCUCUCUUUUUUUUCUUUUUCUUUUUUUCUUUUUUUUUUUACUUCCCCUGUCCUCCAUGGUUAGGUUAGGUAAAGUCCUGGCUUUAAACUAAAAAGCAUACAGUUAAUAAAUUUAUGAUUGUGUGUAUAUGUAGGUUCUUUUUCUGAACAAGUGUUUGGCCUACAAUGUUUGCUUACAUGUUACAUAUGUACAGUAUUUAUUUUUAACAGUAAAAUAUAUAGUAAAGGCUUCUUUGUUUUUAAUGGAAUCGAAAAGCAAGAACUAACUUUAGAGUUAGAAUAACUUUAAUACUAAUACUAUAGUAUUGAUUGUUUUAUCACACAGGCUAAAUCGGUUUCAUUUGAUUUUUAUUUAAUUAUAAGAACUUGAUAUUACUGAUUGAUAGAAAUCUGAGAUUGUUUCAUUUUAGUACAUUUAUUACUAGUGAUGGCUCUUUAAAAAGGUAAAUUGAUACACAUUUCAAUGGGCUGUACUUGAAAAUAUCUACAAAAACACUGCCAUAUACCUACAGACUUGUUAAUCAUCAAUAAGAAGUCACAUAUAGGUUUAUUUUAAUUUUGGUGCACGUGGCAUUAUUUUGAAAUUUGUUUUGAUGCCCAACAAUAUUGGGAGUGUAGGGAGGGGGCAUUUUCUCUGUAUUGUAAUAAACUGAUGUGUGAGCAUGUCUUUUUUUUAAUGCAAAUAAACAUUUUAAAAAGA
Messenger RNA from Gigantopelta aegis, 5699 nucleotides. Its product is annotated as iron-sulfur cluster assembly scaffold protein IscU-like. The transcript has 5 exons. Gene Ontology annotation, molecular function: ferrous iron binding; 2 iron, 2 sulfur cluster binding. Gene Ontology annotation, cellular component: cytoplasm; mitochondrial matrix. Bases 205 to 705 code for a protein of 166 amino acids. Gene Ontology annotation, biological process: iron-sulfur cluster assembly; intracellular iron ion homeostasis. The record is from RefSeq and is a predicted model, not a curated record. Lineage: Eukaryota; Metazoa; Mollusca; Gastropoda; Neomphalida; Peltospiridae.